Molecule: messenger RNA, 1441 nt
Organism: Pichia membranifaciens NRRL Y-2026
Lineage: Eukaryota; Fungi; Ascomycota; Pichiomycetes; Pichiales; Pichiaceae
Exons: 1
Coding region: 129-1373 (414 amino acids)
Source: RefSeq, a predicted model, not a curated record
AAAAACCAAAAGGGGAAAAAACACGAAAUUACACCCCGGAAAAGAAAGAAACACAGGUUUCUUCUUGCUGUCAGUAGGAUCGGCUCACCAAAAUAAUUUAAAAGCCUAAAUUAGAUAUAUGAAUAUCGAUGAAUAUUUCCAAUGAAAAGUGCAUGCGAGACCCCGAUUUAUGGCAGCAUUUGGUUGAACUGACUCAAAUUGUAAACAGGUCGAUUUUGGGAGAUACACGAAACAGCCAUUUGGUUGAGUUACAUAAGUUACGUCAGGAAAAUGAAGCUCUUCGUCAAGAAAACAAUUUGCUGCAUGAGAAAUUGAAAGAAUUCGAUUUUCGAGAUGUUGAUCGGGAAAUGGUUGCUGAGUACAAAAAAGAAAAGUUGAGCGGUAGUGAAAGGCUGCUACUCACUCAAGAGACGGUUUUGAGUGAAGUACGUGACGAUGACCCAGACCUCACAGAUAGCUCACCUGUGAAAUCACACAGUCUAGAAAAUUAUUCGAAUUUUUUUCCAGCUGAUAAUACACAGUCAAGAAGCAGUAAAAGGUGUUUUGAAGGUUCCACUGAUGAUGGCAUUGUGAAAAAGAUCAAAACCGAGCCCCUUAGUGACGACGCUCUUUUAGACAUUUCACAGAUAGAUGAUUCACAAGAAGGAAAUUCAAUCAACAACACGUCUAUAUUACACACAGUCCUGAGCAACAAUAACUCAACCAGGAGUCGAAAAAUUGACCUCACAGAGAAUCCACUUCUGAGGAGAUCGUGGUUUCCUGAAGAUUUUAAAAAAAAUCCUGUAUACGAAAAAUAUGUCAACGAUAGAUCCAAGGAUCGCAAAUCGGUACCAAAUCAUAUAUCAGCCCACUUCCAACGACAACAGCAACAUAUCCAGUCCAUAGCGAUUCACGAUUUCAAUAAAGUGGCAAUGGGCACUCAAGAAUUUGAAGAUUUUGAAAGCUCUGAUAAGGAAAACAAUGUCAUAAAUGAAACUUCCAAUUUGAUUACUCCUCCACAAGAUUGCAGGCUCAACUUCAAAAAUCCUGCAAUUUCUCCAAUGUACAAAUUUGAGAUUAACAAGCAAAACCUGAGCAAGUAUUUGAAGUAUUUUCCAAACUUACUAAGAACUAACAAAGUCAGAAAUUGGGAAGUGGAGGACAGUGCAGAGAACGAUGUCUGUGCCGAUUUUUUGCUCACCCAAGAUGUGCAGGAGAAAAAUAAUCGAGCUAGGCAAAGAGCCCAUUUGAGAGGAUUGCGCAUGUUAUUCCAGGCGUGCUUUGUUGUUGAGAAUGGUACACAAUUGGGAGCCUAUAUAUUUCGGAACAAGGAUUUCAAUGAAAAGGUUUGUAAGUCUGAAUUCGUGUUGGAUCUCUCAGUUUUCGAUAGUUGAUUCUAUGCUAUCCAUAUAUACAAAUUUAAAAAAUAAACAUCAGGAAGAUGUGUACAUUUUACAAGAUU